AUGGCGAACGAUACGGAACUCAUUGGAUCGUUCAUUUGGAGUAAAACACAAACGAAUUUGUCAAGACUUCUUAAAGAAUACCCACUGCCUCAGAUUGUUCGAGUCGUGGAUGGCUUCUGCAGCAUUAACGAAGACACAAGCUUAUAUGAUGAACAGAUACUCGCCUUGCACGAAAUACAUUCAGUACGGAAGCUAAUUGGUACGGACAGUUCGGAUACGCAAGUAACUAUUGCAUUGUCGUGCCCAACACAAGUCCUAGUCUGUCCGUCCAAAUGUAAGUACAUAGCAUGUAAAGUCGAAAAUUUUAAAUCCAUUUUUCCUAACAUACAGUACGUGCGAGUGAAAAGCUUGGGGCCUCAAUCAAGGAAUGCCAAUAAUGAAAGCACGUUCAAAGUUGGUGACAUAAUACAAAUUCAAAAGAUUGACAAAAAAAAGAAAAGUGUCCUUUGUCAGAAUACUGACACCAAAGGGGACAUGACUCUUUCCUACAAAUCCCCGGCGAUUUUUACCCCCUUGCUAGACUGCCAGAAAUAUACACCCUCAGAAGUUGUGACCAACUACGAUCUGCCAUCGAGGGUGUGCUUUGUGAGCACCCGUUCGGAGGCUGAUCAAAACUCGGAUCAGUGGAACAGUGCGUUAACAGGUCUCACUGAAGUGGUCUUUCAUAAAGUGGUAACUGAAGUUAAAGUUAUCGCAACUACUGUAGGGGGAGGGGUGGGUGAACUAACGCAUUGUAUAGGUCUAGCGACUGACCUACCCAUCCGCUGCGCAGUCGCAGAACGUUUCACUAAAAAUGGCCAAAGUUAUGAAGAUUUUGUUCGUACGCUACACGCAGGUUUCGACAACAAGAACCUUUCAGAGAGAGUAAAUGUAUUCCAGGAAAUAAGCCGUGUAAAGAUACACGAUUCUUCCAACAGUAUGACGAUCGUCUCACGACGACAACCCGACACCUUGCCGAGUCCUGUACGAAGUACUGCGACGGGAAGUCAGUCCUACGCUUAUUCAAAACCUAAGAAAAAGACUAUGAUGUCCAACCUUCCUAAGUCCCCAAAAGAUUCCAAGUAUCCACUAAGUGAUCCUAAACAAUCCUCACAAAGUCAUCCCGAAGACAGUACGACCACAACCGAAGUAUACGACGAACUUUCGCAAAACCGCCUCAAAGAUAGUGCGACUGCGGCCGAAGAUAACUACGUUGAAAUGGGGAGAACAGAGGAAAACGAUUAUAAAAAUACCGAUUGUGAAAAACACAAAAGUUCAUUGGAUAACCAGAAAGAUCUUCCCAUGAAUGUUUCGAUACAAAAUCCUCACCUUACUGGCCAAGUAAAUGGUCCAUCAACAUCAGAAGUCCAGAACUCACAAUGCAAUCGACCUAAAAUUAAUUCAAUAUAUUCAAAUAGUUAUGCAAAAGUUAAUAUUAUGAAACCACAAUGCAAUCGACCUAAAACAAAUUCAAUAUAUUCAAAUAGUUAUGAAGAAGUUAAUACUAUGAAACCACAAUGCAAUCGACCUAAAACAAAAUCAAUAUAUUCAAAUAGUUAUGAAGAAGUUAAUAUUAUGAAACCACAAUGCAAUCGACCUAAAACAAAUUCAAUAUUUUCAAAUGAUUAUGAAGAAGUUAAGCCUGCAUGGAAUUCAAACUUCAAGCAAGAGUUUGCUGAUCCUAGUUUAAUCCUAAACAAAGAAUUAUUUGAAGUUCACAGUGACCACGUCAUCCCUAUGAUGUUACCAAAUUUAAAAUCUCAGACCCAAGAAUUUGCGGAUCCUAAUAUAAUUCUAAACGAACAAUUAUGUGAGGUUCACAGUGACUAUGUCAUCCCUAUGGUAUCGCCAAAUUUACAACCUCAGACCAAGAAAUUUGUAAUACACAAACGAACGGAUGCAAAAAAUAAAUCUACUGGCUCACUAAGUGAUCCUAAACAAUCCUCACAAAGUCAUCCCGAAGACAGUACGGCCACAACCGAAGUAUACGACGAACUUUCACAAAACCGCCUGGAAGAUAGUGCGACUACGGCCGAAGAUAACUACGUUGAAAUGGGGAGAGCAGAGGAAAACGAGUAUAAAAAUACCGAUUGUGGAAAACACAAAAGUUCAGUGGAUAACCAGAAAGACCUUCCCAUGAAUGUUUCGAUACAACAUCCUCAUCUUACUGGCCAUGUAAAUGCUCCAUCAACACCAGAAGUCCAGAACUCACAAUGCAAUCGACCUAAAAUUAAUUCAAUAUAUUCAAAUAGUUAUGCAAAAGUUAAUAUUAUGAAACCACAAUGCAAUCGACCUAAAACAAAUUCAAUAUAUUCAAAUGGUUAUGAAGAAGUUAAGCCAGCAUGGAAUUCAAACUUCAAGCAAGAGUUUGCUGAUCCUAGUUUAAUCCUAAACAAAGAAUUAUUUGAAGUUCACAGUGACUAUGUCAUCCCUACGGUAUCGCCAAAUUUACAACCUCAGACCAAGAAAUUUGUAAUACACAAACGAACGGAUGCAAAAAAUAAAUCUACUGGUAGUUAUGAAAAUGUCGAGUGCGAAAUUGAUAAGAACGUUUAUGAAGAUAUGAAUGCAAAAUCGGAAUGCGAUUCAGAUUCUAGAAUCGGAUUCAGAGAUUGGAAGACCUGA
Molecule: messenger RNA, 2604 nt
Organism: Paramuricea clavata
Lineage: Eukaryota; Metazoa; Cnidaria; Anthozoa; Malacalcyonacea; Plexauridae
Source: the annotation of a GenBank genome assembly